UUGAGACACGCCCCUCCUCUCUGUCUCUCUCUGUCUCUCUGUCGCUCGCUUUCUCCCUCUCUCACACACACACACAGAGAAAAGAGGUCAGAUUGUACUGGUAUUACGGUAAUAUCUUUCCCAGGCUGCGCACUUUUCCAGCUUUCUUUAGUUUGGGGUAUUUGAAAAGAAAGUCCAUCCAAGAACCCAAACGCGUACAAUCUAAUGUGCGCACAUAGUGACAUUUAGACCCACAAUCUUAUCAUAGCCUUUCAUCGGUCUAAAUUAUGGGAUUUGAUUUGGAUCGUUUCAGCGCUGUUGUGGACCCUGACUUUAAAUGCAAUUUGUGUGGUAAAGUUUUAGAGGACCCGCUGACAACUCCGUGUGGGCACGUCUUCUGCGCCAGCUGCGCAAUUCCCUGGGUCGUGCAGCAAAAUAGUUGUCCCGUCAAAUGUCAGCGAGUUUCUACCAAAGAACUAAACCAUGUAUUGCCUCUCAAAAAUCUUAUCCUGAAACUGGACAUAAAAUGCGACAACUACGCAAGAGGCUGCAAGCGAGUGGUGAAGCUCCAACAUCUGGCUGAGCACACCGAGAUGUGUGACUUUUCUCCGGCGAAAUGCAGAAAUAAAGGCUGUAACGAAGUGCUGAAUUUGAAGGAUAUGGAUACUCAUAUGCGGGAAACGUGUGAGUACAGACCGGUGGAAAUUUGUGAGAAUGGUUGUGGAUUGAUGCUGCUGCACAAAGACCAGAAAACAGACAAUCACUGUUGUUUAAAAGCUCUCAAAGGGAACAACAGCGUACUUCAAGCGAAAACGGGCAGUCUGGAGAAGGAACUGAAGAGACAAUCGCUGAGAGCCAUCAGCAGAGAGAAAUCUUUACUCGCUCAACUCUCUGCGGUGCACAGCGAGCUUCAGAUGACUGCUUUGAAAUACCAGAGGAAAUUUGCCGAGUAUAACGCACGGCUUGAUUCACUUUCCAAGAGCAGAACCCCCGCGCUCAAGGACGGGGACACCAGGAGUCUCAAGGUUACUCUGCAUCGAUCAUCUGGAUCUCUGGGCUUCAACAUCAUGGGUGGCACCUCCUGUGGGGACCCUGAGGAGGUGCAUUUGACGGAUGAGAUUCUUGUGUCAAAGGUCGUGGAGAAUGGCCCAGCAGACAAAGAGGACGGUCUGCAGGUACAUGACAGGAUUAUGGAGGUGAACGGUAAGGACCUGUCCAGGUCCUCGCAUGACCAGGCUGUGGAGGCCUUCCGUCUGGCCAGAGACCCCGUGGAGGUGCAGGUGCUGCGACGGAUCUCCAGCACACACACACCGGCAGCGGUGACCGGCACACACACACACACACCGGCGGUGACCGGCAGGCCCGAGCGCGAGCACAAAGGAGUGGACAGCAGCACCCAGACGGACGCCUAUCCCACCCCGGAGCACCUAUCCCACCUAUCCCACAUGCCUUCUUCUCCCAUGGGGCCCCUGGCUAUGACUAUGCCCAUGCUGGGGGAAUACCUGCUACCCAAAGAAUGCAUGCCCAGCUGUGAGUGUCUGUACUCCAGUGGAUACCUGGAGGGCAUUCAGCGAGAGCUGGAGAGAGAGGAGCUCGAGUAUGAGGAGGUGGAUUUGCAGAGGAUGAGCGCUCGGGACAAGCUGGGUCUGACGCUAUGCUACCGCACGGACGAGGAUGAGACCGGGGUUUACGUCAGUGAGAUUGAUCCAAACAGCAUUGCAGCACAAGAUGGCCGCAUUCGAGAAGGUGACAGAAUUAUUCAGAUAAACGGAGUUGAGAUCCAGACUCAUGAGGAUGCGGUGGCUCUGCUGGCCAGUGAGAAGAGCAGAAAUGUGUGUCUCCUCAUGGCUCGGCCCGAGUGCCAGCUGGAGGGAGGCUGGUUGGAGGACGACAGGAACGACUUCCUGGACGGGCUGCACAUGGACAUGCUGGAGGAGCAGCAUCACCAGGCCAUGCAGUACACCGCCAGCAUGCUACAGCAGAACAUGCACCCUGGGUAUGCUGGGACGCAGGACGCAGUCACCAUCCUGUCCCUCCACCACGAGAAGGACAGCGGCCUGGGCCGCACGGACGACAGCACCCGCAACGACGAGAGCUCCGAGCAGGAGAACCUGGCCUACAGCCAGGACACGCUGGGCAGUGGAGACGCGCACCUGAGCAACGAGUCCUUCUUCUCGGCCGACGCCGACGCCGACUCCCUGGGCAUCCUGGAGGACGAGUGUGUAGACUUCCGCGAGCUGCUGGAGCUGAAGUGCCUGGUGCGUGGCGGCACUCAGGGCUAUGCCGCCGUCCCUUGCCAGGGUGCCCACCCCGGCGUGGUGAUGAUCGACGAUCCAGAGCUGGAGCUGCUGAACGCCGAGCUGCGGCACAUCGAGCUGGAGUGCCAGAGCAUCGUGCGGGCUCACCGCAUGCAGCGGCUGCACGAGCAGGUGUGCGGUGCAGGCGACAGCGGCAGCGGCGGCAGCAUCAGCCAUGCCGGCGAACCCUGGAUGCAUCACGGUGGGCUGCACAGGACGGACAUGCGUCAGGUCGAGCUCCGGGGGGUGAUGGACAAGGACAGCUCCAGCGCGUACAACACGGGCGAGAGCUGCCGCAGCAGCAGCACCCCGGCCCCCAGCACCCUGGAGCUGUCCUCCACCGGCUCCCCGAGGCACGGCGGCGACCAGGCGGCCGAGGCCGACCUCACCCCCAAACACAAGCCCGACGGCAGGGGCUCCAAGCACCUGCUCUCGCCCGUCCACGAGUCUAGCCCCUCUAGGAGUCGCUCGUCAGGCAAGCAGGCGAAGGCCGCGGCGGGGAGCAGACAGGGCGAGGUGGCGGCAGCGCCGGCUUCGAAGAGCUCCGCGAGGUCGCCGUCGCGCUCGCCGUACAAACACGCGUACAUCCCGGCCCACGCACAGCACUACCAGAGCUACAUGCAGCUCAUCCAGCAGCGGUCGGCCGUGGAGUACGGCCAGAGCCAGGCCAGCCUAGCCAGCGCGUGCCGCGGGGAGCGCGACAGCGUCGGUGGCGGCGAUGGCCUUCGCCCCGCGGAGCUUCACGGUGGCGGCGGAGGCCCCAAGGCCGAAUGGAAGGUGAAAGUGCGGAGCGACGGCACGCGCUACAUCACCAAGCGACCGACGCGUGGCCGGCUGCUGAGGGAGCGCGCCCUGCGCAUCUGCGAGGAGCGCUGCGGCGUCACCACGGACGACGACGCCGCCAGCGAGCUCAAGAUGGGCCGCUACUGGAACAAGGAGGAGCGCAAGCAGCACGCCAGCCGGGCCCGCGAGCAGCGGCAGCGCCGCGAGAUGCUCAAGCAGAGCCGCACCGAGGAGGCGAGAGAAGCGGCCGCCGGCUCCGGCGGAGGAGGAGUAGCGGACGACAGGAGGGAGCCUGACAUCAUUCAGCUCAGCCACAAGAAGAUGACGAGGAAGAGGAACCGGAAGAUCUUCGACAACUGGAUGACCAUCCAGGAGCUCCUGUCGCACGGCACGCGCUCCCCGGACGGCACGCGUGUGUACAACUCGCUCCUCUCCGUCACCACCGUAUAGAAGAGGGCCACCAAAACAACGGAUGUCUGCCUUACUGAGACCUCGUGACAUAAGUGUCGGACCUCCAAGGCAGGGAAGGCACAAGAUUUGAUGAGGUAAUCAAUCAUAGCCAUAUGAGAGAACAGAAGCCUGUCAAACAGACUGAGGACCAACGGGCCAGGCUUCUCAGAGAGCUGUGGCUUUGUGCUAGAGAGUGUGUCAAGGACAAAAUGAGCGAGCGUUAUACGUGUGGAUGUAUGGAAGGGAUAGUGUGUCUGUGAUUGACAAAAUGACUCCUUUUUCUAGACUUUUGUCAUUGUUCUCCUUCAAUCGAUAUCCCAGGGAAGACUUCACUGACCGUCAUUUUUUGGAUGUCAUGUAUUUCUGUACAUAUUGCCAUUAAAGAUUGAAUCUGAA
Molecule: messenger RNA, 3905 nt
Organism: Clupea harengus (Atlantic herring)
Lineage: Eukaryota; Metazoa; Chordata; Actinopteri; Clupeiformes; Clupeidae
Product: E3 ubiquitin-protein ligase PDZRN3-B-like
Biological process (GO): protein ubiquitination; neuromuscular junction development
Molecular function (GO): ubiquitin protein ligase activity; protein binding
Source: RefSeq, a predicted model, not a curated record